AUGGGCGCAAUUAAGCGAGUCGCAGUCAUCGGCGCGGGGCCGGCUGGCGCCAUCACUAUCGACGCCCUGGCCCGUGAGAAGACCUUCGACGUCAUCCGUGUAUUUGAGCGCCGCGAGGCUGCCGGCGGCUGCUGGGUUGGCGACCAAAUUCCGCCGCCUCACCUCACAGCCCUUUCCGCCCUGGCGUCCCGCACCGCUGACCGCCCGAUCCCGGUCCCUGAGACCCUCCCGACCCGAACGCCGAAACACCCGGCCCCGUCGCCGCCACGCUUCACCGAGUCCGGCAUUUACCCCUACCUCGAGACAAACGUCGACGCCAUUCCCAUGUCCUUCUCCGAGGAGGCCAUCCCCGAGCUGCGCACCGAGAACUCCAUCGCGCUGCACGGGCCCGACACGCCCUUCCGCCACUGGACCGUCGUCCGCGACUUUGUCCAGGGACUUGUGAACCGCAACGGAUACCAGGACUUCGUUUCCUACAACACAACGGUCGAGCGGGCCGAGAAGGUCGGGCACGAGUGGAAGCUCACGCUGAGGAGGGAGGACGACGAGGGGGACGAGUGGUGGGUCGAGUGGUUCGAUGCUGUCGUAGUUGCGACGGGGCAUUACUGGGUGCCAUACGUCCCCGACAUCGAGGGACUCGACGACUUUGAAAAGGCUCGUCCGGGGAGCGUCAUCCACAGCAAGCACUUCCGCGGCCGGGAACAGUUCCGCGACAAGCGCGUCGUCGUAGUAGGCGCCUCCGUCUCCGGGGCCGACAUCUCGGUCGACCUCGUCAAAACCGCGAAGCUCCCCGUCUACUCCGUCGUCAACGGCCGCAAAGCGAACCUCUACUUUGGCGACGGCGCCUUCAACCACCCGCGGCUCUCACGCCGCGCCACCAUCGCCCGCAUCGAGGGCCGGACCGUGCACUUCUCCGACGGCACCUCCGUCGCCGACGUCGACAACAUCGUCUUUGCUACGGGCUUCACCUGGACCCUGCCGUUCCUACCCUCGGUUGAGGUCCGCAACAACCGCGUCCCGGGCUUGUACCAGCACGUCGUGUACCACCGCGACCCGACGCUACUCUUCAUCGGCGCCGUGGCGGCCGGCCUGACGUUCAAGAUCUUUGAGUGGCAGGCCGUCCUUGCGGCUCGCGUGCUGGCUGGAAGGGCGAGGUUGCCGUCGGCCGACGAGCAGGCGAGGUGGGAGGCCGACCGGGUUGCCGAGAAGGGCGACGACAUCAGGUUCUCGCUUGUGCACCCGCACUUUGAAGAGUACUUUGAGACCGUGCGGGCGCUGGCCGGCGAGCCUGAGAACGGCGUUGGCAGGACGUUGCCGGCGUACGACCCGUCGUGGCUCCAGGUCUUCCUCGACGGCCUCGAAUUGAGGAAAAAGAUGUGGGUAAGGUUGAAUGCCCAAGCACAGGAGGAGCUCGAGCAGGAAUCGUCGUCGACGGGUGGUCUCGAAGAGAAGGGGGGCAAGGGUGCUCGUUUACCAUCUGUGAAUGGGACAGAGCUCGAGAAAGCCCCCGUCGUGACAACGGUUGAGACGGCUCAAGAAAUCCUUGUCCAGCAGCGGGCUCCCCCACACGGAAUCUGUACUCAACAUGUUGGCCGGAAUGGCGUGGCAUGUGAAAAGGACCGGUGUCCCAGGCCCCCCCGACAGCCGAACAGCUUUGCUGAAUGCUGGACCGCGAGGUUCUCGUUCACUGACGCAAGCAUGGACAUCCUGUCGCCGCCGCCGCCACCGAAGCCCCCGAAAUCACCGUCUGGCUUUGGUUUGGGCCGUUGCAUCAGAGCGCUGCGUGUCGACAUAAAGGGCAUCUUGCGCGGACCAAGUCUCACGUCGAACUUCCUCAUUAGCGACAUCGUCGGGUUCCUCCUCCAUUUGGCCCUUGCGACCGACUGGUCCGCCGUCUGGUGGCAGAAGCUAUUCAGAUCCGUGCCGCUCUCGCGCGCCCUCGCGGACAACCUCUACGGUUUUUGGGUCGCCUUCCGAAAGGAACGUUGGCACAAGGAGGACCACGCCGAGGCGAGGAUGGACAAGUGGUGCCCGCACCUGUACAGGUCGCCGCCCCCGCGGCUGCGGUCUUACCGCGAGAUCCUCAACCGGCAACAGGCGUUGAAGAACUGCUGCGGCGCCCAGCUGGACGGCCUGGAGACGCGGGACGUGGCGACGAACAUGCUGCUGCAGGCCGGUCUUGCGUUCUGUUGGGCUUGGGCGCUGUUCAGUGACCACAUCACGCUCAUCCGGCUGCUGGCUGCGAUCGAGAACGACCGCAAAGGGUACCGAGACAAGAUCGAGGAGUCGACUCCGCCCGUGUUCCGCAAAGGAGAAGAACCGAUGCCCGUGGCUCGGGGCGGACAAUCACACAGCAGCUUGAGAAGAGUGCAGCGACAGAUCAGCCGCGGCCACGACCUCAUCGACAAAUUUGUGGAGCUGGAGAUGUGUGAUGUCGGAAAUGACACUGCCUGGGUCGAGACGGAAUGGUUGUCGGAGAAGGACGGCGUGAUUCCCGCAGACAUGGUGGUCGACGCAGACCGGUUCCUCGUGAACCGCGUCGCCUUCUCGGCAGGUUUGUCGUGGCUUCUGGUAUCCAUCAGCUGCGACUUUGCGACAUUCUACCUCCUCGUUCUCAUACUUCGCGUCAAGAGUCGUUUCAUAUAG
Molecule: messenger RNA, 2646 nt
Organism: Colletotrichum higginsianum IMI 349063
Lineage: Eukaryota; Fungi; Ascomycota; Sordariomycetes; Glomerellales; Glomerellaceae
Product: Dimethylaniline monooxygenase
Exons: 5
Coding region: 1-2646 (881 amino acids)
Molecular function (GO): flavin adenine dinucleotide binding; N,N-dimethylaniline monooxygenase activity; NADP binding
Source: RefSeq, a predicted model, not a curated record